Molecule: messenger RNA, 4791 nt
Organism: Closterium sp. NIES-65
Lineage: Eukaryota; Viridiplantae; Streptophyta; Zygnematophyceae; Desmidiales; Closteriaceae
Source: the annotation of a GenBank genome assembly
AUGCUUGAACACCUCGUGGUCGACAUCGGGAAGGCGCUUUUCAUCCUCAUCCUGCCGCCCUUCCCACCACCACAGGCGCUUUUCAUCCUCAUCCUGCCGCCCUUCCCACCACCACAGGCGCUUUUCAUCCUCAUCCUGCCGCCCUUCCCACCACCACAGGCGCUUUUCAUCCUCAUCCUGCCGCCCUUCCCACCACCACAGGCGCUUUUCAUCCUCAUCCUGCCGCCCUUCCCACCACCACAGGCGCUUUUCAUCCUCAUCCUGCCGCCCUUCCCACCACCACAGGCGCUUUUCAUCCUCAUCCUGCCGCCCUUCCCACCACCACAGGCGCUUUUCAUCCUCAUCCUGCCGCCCUUCCCACCACCACAGGCGCUUUUCAUCCUCAUCCUGCCGCCCUUCCCACCACCACAGGCGCUUUUCAUCCUCAUCCUGCCGCCCUUCCCACCACCACAGGCGCUUUUCAUCCUCAUCCUGCUGCCCUUCCCACCACCACAGGCGCUUUUCAUCCUCAUCCUGCCGCCCUUCCCACCACCACAGGCGCUUUUCAUCCUCAUCCUGCCGCCCUUCCCACCACCACAGGCGCUUUUCAUCCUCAUCCUGCCGCCCUUCCCACCACCACAGGCGCUUUUCAUCCUCAUCCUGCCGCCCUUCCCACCACCACAGGCGCUUUUCAUCCUCAUCCUGCUGCCCUUCCCACCACCACAGGCGCUUUUCAUCCUCAUCCUGCCGCCCUUCCCACCACCACAGGCGCUUUUCAUCCUCAUCCUGCCGCCCUUCCCACCACCACAAGCGCUUUUCAUCCUCAUCCUGCCGCCCUUCCCACCACCACAGGCGCUUUUCAUCCUCAUCCUGCCGCCCUUCCCACCACCACAGGCGCUUUUCAUCCUCAUCCUGCCGCCCUUCCCACCACCACAGGCGCUUUUCAUCUUCAUCCUGCCGCCCUUCCCACCACCACAGGCGCUUUUCAUCCUCAUCCUGCCGCCCUUCCCACCACCACAGGCGCUUUUCAUCCUCAUCCUGCUGCCCUUCCCACCACCACAGGCGCUUUUCAUCCUCAUCCUGCCGCCCUUCCCACCACCACAGGCGCUUUUCAUCCUCAUCCUGCCGCCCUUCCCACCACCACAGGCGCUUUUCAUCCUCAUCCUGCCGCCCUUCCCACCACCACAGGCGCUUUUCAUCCUCAUCCUGCCGCCCUUCCCACCACCACAGGCGCUUUUCAUCCUCAUCCUGCCGCCCUUCCCACCACCACAGGCGCUUUUCAUCCUCAUCCUGCCGCCCUUCCCACCACCACAGGCGCUUUUCAUCCUCAUCCUGCCGCCCUUCCCACCACCACAGGCGCUUUUCAUCCUCAUCCUGCCGCCCUUCCCACCACCACAGGCGCUUUUCAUCCUCAUCCUGCCGCCCUUCCCACCACCACAGGCGCUUUUCAUCCUCAUCCUGCCGCCCUUCCCACCACCACAGGCGCUUUUCAUCCUCAUCCUGCCGCCCUUCCCACCACCACAGGCGCUUUUCAUCCUCAUCCUGCCGCCCUUCCCACCACCACAGGCGCUUUUCAUCCUCAUCCUGCCGCCCUUCCCACCACCACAGGCGCUUUUCAUCCUCAUCCUGCCGCCCUUCCCACCACCACAGGCGCUUUUCAUCCUCAUCCUGCCGCCCUUCCCACCACCACAGGCGCUUUUCAUCCUCAUCCUGCCGCCCUUCCCACCACCACAGGCGCUUUUCAUCCUCAUCCUGCCGCCCUUCCCACCACCACAGGUGCUUUUCAUCCUCAUCCUGCCGCCCUUCCCACCACCACAGGCGCUUUUCAUCCUCAUCCUGCCGCCCUUCCCACCACCACAGGCGCUUUUCAUCCUCAUCCUGCUGCCCUUCCCACCACCACAGGCGCUUUUCAUCCUCAUCCUGCCGCCCUUCCCACCACCACAGGCGCUUUUCAUCCUCAUCCUGCCGCCCUUCCCACCACCACAGGCGCUUUUCAUCCUCAUCCUGCCGCCCUUCCCACCACCACAGGCGCUUUUCAUCCUCAUCCUGCUGCCCUUCCCACCACCACAGGCGCUUUUCAUCCUCAUCCUGCCGCCCUUCCCACCACCACAGGCGCUUUUCAUCCUCAUCCUGCCGCCCUUCCCACCACCACAGGCGCUUUUCAUCCUCAUCCUGCCGCCCUUCCCACCACCACAGGCGCUUUUCAUCCUCAUCCUGCCGCCCUUCCCACCACCACAGGCGCUUUUCAUCCUCAUCCUGCUGCCCUUCCCACCACCACAGGCGCUUUUCAUCCUCAUCCUGCCGCCCUUCCCACCACCACAGGCGCUUUUCAUCCUCAUCCUGCCGCCCUUCCCACCACCACAAGCGCUUUUCAUCCUCAUCCUGCCGCCCUUCCCACCACCACAGGCGCUUUUCAUCCUCAUCCUGCCGCCCUUCCCACCACCACAGGCGCUUUUCAUCCUCAUCCUGCCGCCCUUCCCACCACCACAGGCGCUUUUCAUCUUCAUCCUGCCGCCCUUCCCACCACCACAGGCGCUUUUCAUCCUCAUCCUGCCGCCCUUCCCACCACCACAGGCGCUUUUCAUCCUCAUCCUGCUGCCCUUCCCACCACCACAGGCGCUUUUCAUCCUCAUCCUGCCGCCCUUCCCACCACCACAGGCGCUUUUCAUCCUCAUCCUGCCGCCCUUCCCACCACCACAGGCGCUUUUCAUCCUCAUCCUGCCGCCCUUCCCACCACCACAGGCGCUUUUCAUCCUCAUCCUGCCGCCCUUCCCACCACCACAGGCGCUUUUCAUCCUCAUCCUGCCGCCCUUCCCACCACCACAAGCGCUUUUCAUCCUCAUCCUGCCGCCCUUCCCACCACCACAGGCGCUUUUCAUCCUCAUCCUGCCGCCCUUCCCACCACCACAGGCGCUUUUCAUCCUCAUCCUGCCGCCCUUCCCACCACCACAGGCGCUUUUCAUCCUCAUCCUGCCGCCCUUCCCACCACCACAGGCGCUUUUCAUCCUCAUCCUGCCGCCCUUCCCACCACCACAGGCGCUUUUCAUCCUCAUCCUGCCGCCCUUCCCACCACCACAGGCGCUUUUCAUCCUCAUCCUGCCGCCCUUCCCACCACCACAGGCGCUUUUCAUCCUCAUCCUGCCGCCCUUCCCACCACCACAGGCGCUUUUCAUCCUCAUCCUGCCGCCCUUCCCACCACCACAGGCGCUUUUCAUCCUCAUCCUGCCGCCCUUCCCACCACCACAGGCGCUUUUCAUCCUCAUCCUGCCGCCCUUCCCACCACCACAGGCGCUUUUCAUCCUCAUCCUGCUGCCCUUCCCACCACCACAGGCGCUUUUCAUCCUCAUCCUGCCGCCCUUCCCACCACCACAGGCGCUUUUCAUCCUCAUCCUGCCGCCCUUCCCACCACCACAGGCGCUUUUCAUCCUCAUCCUGCCGCCCUUCCCACCACCACAGGCGCUUUUCAUCCUCAUCCUGCUGCCCUUCCCACCACCACAGGCGCUUUUCAUCCUCAUCCUGCCGCCCUUCCCACCACCACAGGCGCUUUUCAUCCUCAUCCUGCCGCCCUUCCCACCACCACAGGCGCUUUUCAUCCUCAUCCUGCCGCCCUUCCCACCACCACAGGCGCUUUUCAUCCUCAUCCUGCCGCCCUUCCCACCACCACAGGCGCUUUUCAUCCUCAUCCUGCUGCCCUUCCCACCACCACAGGCGCUUUUCAUCCUCAUCCUGCCGCCCUUCCCACCACCACAGGCGCUUUUCAUCCUCAUCCUGCCGCCCUUCCCACCACCACAGGCGCUUUUCAUCCUCAUCCUGCCGCCCUUCCCACCACCACAGGCGCUUUUCAUCCUCAUCCUGCCGCCCUUCCCACCACCACAGGCGCUUUUCAUCCUCAUCCUGCUGCCCUUCCCACCACCACAGGCGCUUUUCAUCCUCAUCCUGCCGCCCUUCCCACCACCACAGGCGCUUUUCAUCCUCAUCCUGCCACCCUUCCCACCACCACAGGCGCUUUUCAUCCUCAUCCUGCCGCCCUUCCCACCACCACAGGCGCUUUUCAUCCUCAUCCUGCCGCCCUUCCCACCACCACAGGCGCUUUUCAUCCUCAUCCUGCCGCCCUUCCCACCACCACAGGCGCUUUUCGUCCUCAUCCUGCUGCCGCUCAUCUCCUCUCUGGGGUACAGAGUCCCUCCUGCACAGCUUCCAGGCUACUUCCGGGAAGGUGCCACGUGCCUUCUCAACUUCAACCAGGCCGUACCAGAAGUCAACAUCCCUCUGAUGCAACUACUCUUCUUGUUCCUCCACCUCCGCCUCCGUCAACCCAGCCUUCAACAUCUCGCUGCUGGCUCUUCCUGUCUCCACUCCCCCCGUUCCCCCUCACUUCUUCAUUCUGCCGCCCUUUCCCCCUCGCCUCCAGGCUGUCAGGGAGCCCCACUCCUCCCGCUGCUUUACGUGGCAGCGAACGUAGCGUUCAACGUCUCCCUCCUGGCUCUGCUCAAGAAGUCGUCUGCAGUGGCGGCAUCUCUCUCCAUGACCCUCGUGGUGCCCUUGACAGUGCUCGCUCGCAUUCACCUUCCCCCUGCCCUUGCGAGGCCCGCCCCAGCCCCUGAGGGGGGGCGUUGUGUGCCCCUGACAGUUCUCGCCUUCACCUUCCCCCUGCCCCUGCGAGGCCCGCCCCAGCCCCUGAGGGGGGGCGUUGUGGUCGGAACCCUCGUGCUGCUGCUGGGGCUGGCUGCUUACAGCCUUGCCAAUCCUGGAAGCACAGGCGGGGGAGGGGGAGGGGGAGUGAAGUUGGCAGGAGGCGGGAAGGAAGAAUAG